AGCAGCUCCAUGACCAACACCAUAGUUGCGAUAAACAGCCGUCUCCCCAACCUUUCUUACCUUCCCCACAUCAGACUGUCGGCCAAGAAGCAAUGGAUGUGCGAGCGGUACUGGUUGCAAGUACGAUCGCACGGCGUAUAAAAGGACAACAGCUGCUCCGAGUAGGAGUGUCGAGUUGUUGUAGUCCAAAAGGCGGGAUACCUCAACAGCCAUAGCAGUUUUGGACGGACAGGUCGCCGAGCUAUCAGCUGAAAACGGUGGGAAAGAGAGAUUUGCUUCCGUCACGACACUUGGAGCAGUGCUUGACGCUCACACAAUAAGCUGCCCCUUUGCGCGGAAUACCAUCUCCAGAUAAUCUCCGGAUGGCCUAGGACAUGCAUUUUUCAUCGUUGCGCCAGGUUAUUGUUAUUUGCCGUUUCAUUGGAGAGCUCGCAGAAGGCUAGGAUUGGCGAUCGUUCCAAGGAUAGCCGCACAAAGUCCAUUUGGGUUUUGCGAUGAAAUUAUGGACACCUGAUUGGUCUUUUAUCAGCAAAUUAACUAUGACGCGGAUAGAGGCGGAAAGAAGUUCUGGACCUUGUCUGCAAGUUCGGACUUCGAGGAUGCGCCCCCAUCUAAACGCUUGGGUUUGUUCCAAUAUUGAUCUUCAUUCUUUCUUUGCUCUCAUAACUCACUGCAUCUCCUAUGGAUUCAACGGUUGUAUGAGAUAUGGAUGGCGCUUAUCAGGCUUGCGUUCAAUUUGUAGCAAUGUUCACACCAAGCACUGCCAAAAACAGGUCAAACGAAAGGGGGCAAUUGCAUUUUUUCUGGGGUUUGAAUUUGCACAACCAUUGGCCAAAGCCGCGGACGGAGCUUUUUCCCAGCCGUUCGAAAUCACAUCGCUUCGCCAACAAGCUAACUCUUCGGGGAGAGAUAAGUUGAACGCACAAUUGAACCCUGAGUUAGUAUCCCAUUACAACUAAGAGUUCGCCCAGAAAUGAUCUGGGUCUUCCAAAAGAGUUUAUCGCUUCACCUCAUUCUUAGCUAGGCCACACCAUACUCACAAUGAAGGGUUGUGACCUUGCAGCAAGGGUCUGUAUCACGUGUGUAGUUGAAAG
Molecule: messenger RNA, 1094 nt
Organism: Cantharellus anzutake
Lineage: Eukaryota; Fungi; Basidiomycota; Agaricomycetes; Cantharellales; Hydnaceae
Exons: 1
Coding region: 495-959 (154 amino acids)
Source: RefSeq, a predicted model, not a curated record